Messenger RNA from Aspergillus pseudonomiae, 858 nucleotides. RefSeq names its product thiolase-like protein. Lineage: Eukaryota; Fungi; Ascomycota; Eurotiomycetes; Eurotiales; Aspergillaceae. The transcript has 4 exons. The coding region runs from base 1 to 858 and encodes 285 amino acids. The record is from RefSeq and is a predicted model, not a curated record. Gene Ontology annotation, molecular function: acyltransferase activity, transferring groups other than amino-acyl groups. Gene Ontology annotation, biological process: polyketide biosynthetic process.
AUGCAGUUCUUCAGUCUGAAGGAGAGAUACCAUGCGGUACGCAUGACGCUCAUCACACGUUGGCGUGUAUGUAAACAAGCAUGCCGCCAGAUAUUCAGACAAGAUAGACCCUCAAACCCUACCAUCUCUGUGGUGGGAAUGGCAACACAAUAUGGCUCCACGCUCCUUCAGCGAGAUUUCCUCCAGGAACUCUUAUCUUGCCACUGUCGUCAUUCUCCUGCAGCAGCAAAGACCAUGAAUCUCAUCGAAGGAUCUGGUGUCAGGCAUUUGUGCAGCGUCCUUCCUGUGGAUGAUCCAAUCUGGUUUCAGCAGACGUUACCCACCAUCACAGAUACCGAUGCUCUCUUCAAGGAACACGCCAUUUCGCUAGUUUCUCGUGCUGCAAAGAGUGCCAUUGCAGAAUGGGGCGGUUCCAUGCAGGACAUCACUCAUAUUGUAGCUGUGACCUGUACUAACACUGCAAACCCGGGUUUUGACAUCACCAUAUGUAGUACACUUGGCCUUCGUCCCACAGUCCACCGCACUCUGUUGCAUGGCCUCGGCUGCGCCGGUGGAGUUUCAGCCUUGCGCAUUGCCCAUGACCUUCUCGCCGGGGCGGCUCUUCAGGGGCUGCCGGCGCGAGCUCUUGUUGUCUCGUGCGACUUACCGACUCUUUUUGCCCGUGCAGAGCUCCACCGUAUCAACGUGGACCAGGAAGUGGGAUUUGGACUGGGCCGAUUCAGCGACGUACUCGAAAGAGCCCCCAUCUGGAAUUUACUCGGGUUCCGAAGCGUGAUCAUCAAUGAGUCUGAGGGAUACAGUGAGCUGAACGUUGGACCUUUGGGUCUAGGGGCAGUACGAUUUCCUCUUCUGUGUUGA